Acanthisitta chloris (rifleman) is the source of this 1741-nucleotide messenger RNA. RefSeq names its product glutamine--fructose-6-phosphate aminotransferase [isomerizing] 1. Gene Ontology annotation, molecular function: carbohydrate derivative binding; L-glutamine:D-fructose-6-phosphate transaminase (isomerizing) activity. NCBI's taxonomy places the organism in Eukaryota, Metazoa, Chordata, Aves, Passeriformes, Acanthisittidae. Gene Ontology annotation, biological process: UDP-N-acetylglucosamine metabolic process; protein N-linked glycosylation; fructose 6-phosphate metabolic process. The record is from RefSeq and is a predicted model, not a curated record. The transcript is spliced from 13 exons. The annotation marks the transcript as partial.
GAGAGGCAGUCCCCUGCUCAUCGGCGUGCGCAGCGAGCACAAACUCUCCACUGACCACAUCCCCAUCCUCUAUCGCACAGCUGUACAAUCUAUGGAUCAUUCUUUUGAUGGAAUAUCCAUAAAAACGGAGGAAGGGAAGGACAAGAAGGGAAGCUGCAACCUGUCCCGUGUUGACAGCACCACCUGCCUCUUCCCUGUGGAGGAGAAAGCUGUGGAGUACUACUUUGCUUCUGAUGCCAGUGCUGUGAUCGAGCAUACGAACCGAGUGAUCUUCCUGGAGGAUGAUGAUGUGGCAGCAGUGGUGGACGGACGUCUGUCCAUCCACCGCAUCAAGCGCACGGCCGGGGAUCACCCAGGGCGUGCUGUGCAGACCCUGCAGAUGGAGCUGCAGCAGAUCAUGAAGGGUAACUUCAGCUCGUUUAUGCAGAAAGAAAUAUUUGAACAGCCAGAAUCGGUCGUGAAUACGAUGAGGGGAAGGGUCAACUUUGAUGACUACACUGUAAACCUCGGUGGGCUGAAGGAUCACAUCAAGGAGAUCCAGAGGUGUCGCCGUUUGAUCCUCAUCGCCUGCGGCACCAGUUACCACGCUGGGGUGGCUACCCGUCAGGUGCUGGAAGAACUGACUGAAUUACCUGUCAUGGUGGAACUUGCCAGUGACUUCUUGGACAGAAACACUCCUGUUUUCAGAGAUGAUGUCUGCUUUUUCCUCAGCCAGUCAGGGGAGACAGCAGAUACCCUGAUGUGCCUUCGGUACUGUAAGGAGAGAGGAGCCCUCACUGUGGGCAUCACCAACACCGUGGGCAGCUCCAUCUCCCGUGAGACAGACUGUGGGGUGCACAUCAACGCGGGCCCCGAGAUCGGCGUCGCCAGCACCAAGGCCUACACCAGUCAGUUUGUGUCUCUGGUGAUGUUUGCUCUGAUGAUGUGUGAUGACAGGAUUUCCAUGCAGGAGAGACGUAAGGAGAUCAUGCGUGGGCUGAAGGGGCUGCCAGAUUUGAUUAAAGAAGUGCUGAGCAUGGAUGAUGAGAUCCAGAAGUUGGCCACAGAGCUGUACCACCAGAAGUCUGUGCUCAUCAUGGGCCGUGGCUACCACUAUGCCACGUGUCUGGAGGGAGCUCUGAAAAUUAAGGAGAUCACCUACAUGCACUCGGAGGGGAUCCUGGCUGGGGAGCUGAAGCAUGGCCCACUGGCCCUGGUGGACAAGCUGAUGCCUGUGAUCAUGAUCAUCAUGAGAGACCACACCUAUGCCAAGUGCCAGAACGCUCUGCAGCAGGUCAUCGCGCGGCAGGGACGACCUGUGGUGAUCUGUGACAAGGAGGACAUCGAGACCAUCAAGAACAACAAAAGAACCAUCAAGGUUCCCCACUCUGUGGACUGUCUGCAGGGGAUCCUGAGUGUCAUCCCUCUCCAGCUUUUGGCCUUCCACCUCGCCGUGCUGCGCGGCUACGACGUUGAUUUUCCAAGAAAUCUGGCCAAGUCCGUAACUGUAGAGUGAAAGAUCAUCUGACUCAUAGGGGCAAAAGGGGAACUAAAUGAAAAAAAAAAAAAAGACUUUUUUUUGGUACCAAAAUAACUUGAUUUUAAAGGCCCCUAGGUAAAUCUUAUUUUGGUAAAUCAUUGUUUGUGUAUAAGAUCACCAUAAUUCCAUUUCAGUAGUGAUUGUCCUAUUGAUUCCACACGCUAUGUCCAUAGCUUUGGGUUUUUUUUGAACUUCCACAAAAGAUGUUAACUGGUUUUCUUU